AUGCAGGGAGCCUGGGUUCUGCUGCUGCUGGUGGGCCUGAGGCUACAGGUCUCCCUUGGCGUCAUCCCAGCUGAGGAGGAAGACCCAGCCUUCUGGAACCACCAGGCAGCCCAGGCCCUGGAUGCUGCCAGGAAGCUGCAGCCCAUCCAGACAGGGGCCAAGAACCUCAUUAUCUUCUUGGGGGACGGGAUGGGGGUGCCCACGGUGACAGCAGCUCGGAUCCUAAAGGGGCAGAUGAAUGGCAAGCUGGGCCCUGAGACCCCCCUGGCCAUGGACCAAUUCCCAUACAUGGCUCUGGCUAAGACAUACAAUGUGGACAGACAAGUGCCAGACAGCGCAGGCACAGCCACAGCCUACCUGUGUGGGGUCAAAACCAACUACCAGACCAUCGGUGUGAGUGCGGCCGCCCGAUAUAACCAGUGCAACACGACACGUGGCAACGAGGUCAUCUCCGUGAUGAACCGGGCCAAGAAAGCAGGGAAGUCAGUAGGGGUGGUGACCACAACGAGGGUGCAGCAUGCGUCUCCCGCCGGCAACUACGCGCACACCGUGAACCGCAACUGGUACUCGGAUGCCAACAUGCCCCAGGAGGCGCUGAGGGGCGGCUGCCAGGACAUCGCCGCACAGCUCAUCUCCAACAUGGACAUUGACGUGAUCCUGGGUGGAGGCCGCAAGUACAUGUUUCCCAAGGGGACCCCAGACCCUGAGUACCUUGGUGACGCCUCACAGAGCGGAGUGAGGUUGGACAUGCGGAACCUGGUCCAGGAGUGGCAGGCCAAGCGCCAGGGUGCCCGGUAUGUGUGGAACCGCACAGGGCUCCUUCAGGCGUCCCUGGACCCCUCUGUGACACACCUCAUGGGCCUCUUUGAGCCGGGGGACAUGAACUAUGAGGCCCAUCGAGACACCAGGAAGGACCCAAGCCUGAAGGAGAUGACAGAGGUGGCCUUGCGCCUGCUGAGCAGGAACCCCCGGGGCUUCUACCUCUUCGUGGAGGGGGGCCGCAUUGACCAAGGUCAUCAUGCGGGAAAAGCUUACCUGGCUCUGACCGAGGCUGUCAGUUUUGAUGACGCCAUUAAUAGGUCCGGCCAGCUCACCAGCGAGAUGGACACGCUGACCAUUGUCACUGCUGACCACUCUCACGUCUUCACUUUUGGUGGCUACACUCUACGUGGCAGUUCCAUUUUCGGGCUGGCUCCGGAGGCAGCCUCCGACGGCAAGACCUACACCUCCAUCCUUUACGGCAAUGGCCCCGGCUUCGCCAUGAGCGGGGGCCCCCGUCCAGAAGUCAGCCACGACCAGAGCAGUGACCCCGACUACAAGCAGCAGGCGGCGGUGCCCCUGGAGUCGGAAACCCACGGCGGCGAGGACGUGGCGGUGUUCGCGCGCGGCCCGCAGGCGCACCUGCUGCGCGGGGUGCAGGAGCAGACCCUGGUGGCGCACGUCAUGGCCUUCGCCGCCUGUCCCCUGUCGCCCUUCCCGGGUAAAAGGAAAUUGCUCUUGGGGCUCCGCAGCCAGGGGGAUGCUAAAGCGGGCAUUGGCCGGGCCCACUGCCGCAUGAACCGCCGUUAG
Miniopterus natalensis is the source of this 1569-nucleotide messenger RNA. It is a transcript of the gene ALPI, whose product is annotated as alkaline phosphatase, intestinal. Gene Ontology annotation, biological process: dephosphorylation. The record is from RefSeq and is a predicted model, not a curated record. NCBI's taxonomy places the organism in Eukaryota, Metazoa, Chordata, Mammalia, Chiroptera, Miniopteridae. Gene Ontology annotation, cellular component: plasma membrane. Gene Ontology annotation, molecular function: alkaline phosphatase activity.